AAGAAACAAUGCUCUAUUCCAUCUCCCAAAAGUUGAUGAAUUGCCAUCUUAGUAGCAAAGUUCUAUCAAACAACUAUUGUUUGCAUGCAAGAGAUUCCUAAGAAUCUCUUCAACUUCAAAUCCCCACUAUAAAAUGCACCCUCACAACUUCAACAUCUCUCACAAUACAAAGAAAAAACAAGAACAAGCUUGUAUAGCUGCAUUCUGAGUGAGUUCUUGCACAAUGUCGAGGAUGCUAGAUUCGCUGUCCGUAGGCCGGGUUGUGGGGGAAGUCGUGGACAGCUUCGUACCGUGUGUGAAGCUGGUUGUGACAUACAACAGCAACAAGCAAGUCUGCAAUGGCCAUGAGCUCAUGCCCUCUGUCAUUGUGUCGAAACCACGAGUUGAUAUUGGUGGAGAAGACAUGAGGGCUGCUUACACUCUUGUCAUGACUGAUCCUGAUGUUCCUGGCCCUAGUGAUCCAUACAUGAGGGAGCAUCUCCACUGGAUAGUUACAGACAUCCCAGGCACCACUGAUGCAUCUUUUGGAAGGGAGAUUUUGGGCUAUGAGGUUCCGAAGCCGGUGAUUGGCAUCCAUCGCUAUGUGUUCCUGUUGUUCAAGCAGAGAGGCAGACAGACAGUGAGGCCACCGGCUUCGAGAGAUUACUUCAACACAAGGGGAUUUGCAGAAGAGAAUGGCUUGGGAUUGCCAGUUGCUGCUGUCUAUUUCAAUGCACAAAGAGAGACUGCCUGCAGAAGAAGAUGA
Salvia splendens (bonfire salvia) is the source of this 745-nucleotide messenger RNA. RefSeq names its product CEN-like protein 1. The coding region runs from base 224 to 745 and encodes 173 amino acids. Gene Ontology annotation, biological process: flower development; vegetative to reproductive phase transition of meristem. The record is from RefSeq and is a predicted model, not a curated record. Lineage: Eukaryota; Viridiplantae; Streptophyta; Magnoliopsida; Lamiales; Lamiaceae. The transcript has 4 exons.